This is a messenger RNA of Bicyclus anynana (squinting bush brown), 521 nucleotides long. Its product is annotated as cytochrome c oxidase assembly protein COX19. Gene Ontology annotation, cellular component: mitochondrial intermembrane space. The record is from RefSeq and is a predicted model, not a curated record. NCBI's taxonomy places the organism in Eukaryota, Metazoa, Arthropoda, Insecta, Lepidoptera, Nymphalidae. Gene Ontology annotation, biological process: mitochondrial respiratory chain complex IV assembly. The transcript has a single exon. Bases 152 to 424 code for a protein of 90 amino acids.
ACUUCAUUUGUCGUCUGUGGAAGAAGAGAUACAGAAUGUUAAAAAGUAAACAAAGUUCUAAAAUCUAAAGUUGUUUUCUGAUAUUUUAAUUUUUAUUAGUAACUUAUACAAUAAAAAAACUAAUUAAAUAAAAAGAAUUUCCUACAUCACGAUGUCGACUGCUAUGACUUUUGGACAGAAGCAGUUCAUACCGACACCUCCAGAUAAAGGAAGUUUUCCCCUUGAUCAUGAUGGUGUUUGCAAGAAAAGUAUGAUUAAAUACAUGAAUUGUUUAUUCAAUAAUGAUAGUAAUAAUUCCAUGUGUCGUGUUGAAGCGAAGGAUUAUCUAGCUUGCCGCAUGGAACACAACCUAAUGGCCAAGGAAGACUGGUCAAAAUUAGGCUUCAAAGAUGGUGAUUUAGAAAUAAGUGAAAAGAAGAAAUAGGUAACAAUUUUCAUUAGUACUUACAUACUUAGUGUUCAAAAUUUAAGGUGUUUUAAACUGUGUAUAUAAUAGUAACAAUAAAUUACGUAAUUAUUGA